Messenger RNA from Cuscuta epithymum, 1596 nucleotides. NCBI's taxonomy places the organism in Eukaryota, Viridiplantae, Streptophyta, Magnoliopsida, Solanales, Convolvulaceae. The record is from the annotation of a GenBank genome assembly.
UGUGACGGUUGCAGAACAAGCUAAUAGCAGAGACAUUGAUACGAGAGGAUUGGGGUUAUACUUUUAGUUUUUUAUGAACGAGACAGCCUAGGCUGAAAAAACUCUGAUAGAUAAAGGUAAAUAAUGGCCAUAGCCAAAACCCUUUGAAUUUAAUAUCAGUUGGGAAAUAAAUCCUUUUUACCCACCCAUUGCUUUCGUGGUUUGCAGGGAGUUAUAUUGGAGGCAUUGGAAGAGAUCAGAAAAGUCGAAUAAAGUGAGAUAUAAUGAUGAUGAUUAGCAGCAACAGAAUUAGCAACAAGGAUGAUGAAGCUGAUGAUGAGAAACAGAGGGAGUGGUCGAAUCUGUCCGAGGACCUGUUGUCUUCCAUACUCUCACGUUUAGCCAUCGGAGACUAUCUUACUUUCAAGUCGGUAUGUAAAUCAUGGAAAGCAGCAACUCUGCCUCCUCUUCGACCAUCAAUGUCAUUACUUGAUUAUUGCCCACAUGAUAAGGAUUCAUAUAAUGACCCCUAUCUCAUGUACUUCAACGAGAAAACCGGCUUCUUCAACUUUCACGAUCCAACACGUAAUUCCACUUAUUCACUUAGCAUUCCUCCCUUGUUGGAUGAUGAAAGUGGUGAAGUUGAACUUUUUCACGCUAGUUGUGGCUGGUUGCUUCUUGGUAAAGGUAGGCAGUCAUAUUUUUUCUAUAACCCGUCAACUGAGGUUAAAAUAGACCUCCCUGACUCGUGCGAAUCGUUUGAGUGGGCAUGUUUUUCUGGAUCACCAACAUCUGCCGUGUGUAAAGUAUUUGGCAUCUAUAGUGGCAAUACAUCUAAGCUUUUAAUUGGAACGUUACAAGUGGGUGAGACACUCUGGUCAAUGUAUGUCCUUGACAAUGAAGGUGACGAUUUUUUUGCUUCCAAUUGCCCCCCUGUUGUGCGCAAUGGAUUCAUUUAUGCUCUAGGGGAAUCUGGAAAUCUAGGAAAGUUUUGGCUUAAGCCCAAGGAGGAAGUUUGUAACUGGAAGAUCAUUGGCAAGCAUAAUCAAAAGCAGUUUUUAAAAUUUCAAGAUCGGUUUCUCUUGGAGAGUGACGGCAAUCUAAUAUGUGUUGCAACUCUUGAGGGCGGUGAAGUUCGGGUGUUGAGGUUCGAUGAUUAUAAUAAGAUUUGGCGGAAGAUAGAGAAUCUAAAUGGGAAAUCAUUUUAUGUUUCUCAUAGGACAUCCAUAUCACGGAAAACAACCGUUAGCGGGACAGGAAACAAGAUCUUCUUUCCGAGGUUUUACGACGGUAAAGGGUUGUUUUAUUGCCUUGCAUCGAAGAAGUGGCACAACUUUCCCAAGAGUUUUUCAAGUGAGAAUUAUUACAACACAAGAGGAAUAGUUCACUGCGUUUGGACUGAACUUCCUCAUCUUUCUGGCUGUGUUGCAUAAUCUGCAUUUAGUUAAUUGUUUUGUUCUUUUUAUGUCUUUUUCUUUUAAUUCAAACUAGUAUAGUUGAGGAUGUACAAGUUUUCAUGUAAUCAUUUUAGGAGAAAUCACAUUUUCAAUUCUUCAAAAAUCCGUAUCCCAAUUUUAAAAUAAGGGAACUAUUUUUUUAAUAUAGGUAUUUUGGGAA